Cuscuta epithymum is the source of this 1645-nucleotide messenger RNA. The record is from the annotation of a GenBank genome assembly. Lineage: Eukaryota; Viridiplantae; Streptophyta; Magnoliopsida; Solanales; Convolvulaceae.
CUCGAAAACAUCCGGUCAUAUAAUGCAAUGUUUGCAUUCACUUCUAUGGGAGGAAAACAAGACAAAGACAUCAAUCAAGUGAAAACGCCACCAAUAUUUCGAAUAAAUGGACAAAACUACCAUAGAAUUGGUAGCCUUCUUCCAAGGGACGGUGGUCAACCCAAAUUUUUGCAGAUGUAUUUAUGUGAUCCAAGUGAAGAAACUUCAAAUAGACUUAAAGCUGUCAGUUUCAAAAUUAAAAACAGUAUUUCAGUGGCGCUCAGGUCCAAGGGGCAAAUAGUACUCAAUGUGGCAUCUAGCGGUAUUGCAUCGCUGCUUCUACCGGGAGGAAGGACCGCACAUUCCAGAUUCGCCAUUCCACUGGAUGCAACAGAAGAUUCAACAUGCCACAUAAAGCAUGGAAGCCCAUUGGCGAGGCUCAUCGAACGUACACGGUUGAUCAUUUGGGAUGAAUCGCCGAUGACACACAGGUAUUGCUUUGAAGCACUUGAUCGUAGCAUGAGAGAUGUCCUUCGCUACUCGCAUGAUUGUGAUUCUACCAUGCCCUUUGGUGGGAAGACAGUCGUAUUUGGCGGGGACUUCAGACAAAUAUUGCCUGUCAUUCCAAAGGGCACAAGACAAAACAUUGUGCAAGCAGCUAUGAAUUCAUCAUUUUUGUGGUCAUACUGUAGGGUGUUGAAGUUGACAAAGAAUAUGAGACUCGGGCGCGUGGGAGGAACAUCUUACACAUUAGAGAUUCAAAACUUUGCCGAGUGGAUAUUGAAGAUUGGAGAUGGAGUCCUGGGGGACGGAGAUGAUGGAGAAUCCAUGGUUGACAUCCCUGAAGAAUUUAUUGCUCCUAUGGCGGAUGAUCCAAUUGAAGCUAUUGUUAAGAUCACCUAUCCCGAUUUUGAAAUGCACUGUAAUGAUGUUUCUUAUUUGAAUUCCAGGGCAAUUCUUGCGCCAACUAUUGAUGAACGUGACAUGAUCAACGAUUACAUGUUGGGAUUGACUCUAGGAGAGGUAAAGACAUACUUAAGCUCAGAUUCAGCAUCUUCUGACUCAGACAGUGCACUCCUUCAAGAGAUCCACUCUCCAGAAUUUCUGAAUACCAUUAAAUGCUCUGGUGUACCAAGCCAUGAACUGAAGCUGAAAGUGGGUGCACCUGUGAUGCUAAUGAGGAAUAUAGAUCAUCCUCCGGAUUGUGUAAUGGCACACGCCUCAUCGUCACUAAACUUGGAACUCAUAUUCUCGAGGCUCAGAUGAUGUCUGGAACAAAUGCAGGACAAAAAUUUCUCAUUCCGAAGCUUAGCUUGACUCCAUCCGACCUAAAGCUACCGCUCACAUUUCAGCGUAGACAGUUCCCUUUAAUGCUUAGUUACGCGAUGACCAUUAAUAAGAGUCAGGGGCAGUCUUUAGAGAGGGUUGGUGUUUUCUUACGUCGUCCGGUUUUCACCCAUGGACAACUUUAUGUCGCGGUCUCAAGAGUGACGUCUCCAUCUGGAUUGAAGUUUGUUAUAUGUGAUGAUGAUGGAAAACCGGCCAAGAAGACUAUAAAUGUGGUUUACAAGGAAGUAUAUAAUAAUUUGUAAUUUUUUAAAAUCUUCAUUUACAUUUGUUAAAAACAAUAUAUACGUUGAUCUAUAUUUUCAACAACAUUUCGUUA